Molecule: messenger RNA, 1621 nt
Organism: Vespa mandarinia (Asian giant hornet)
Lineage: Eukaryota; Metazoa; Arthropoda; Insecta; Hymenoptera; Vespidae
Product: signal peptide peptidase
Biological process (GO): membrane protein proteolysis
Cellular component (GO): cytoplasmic side of endoplasmic reticulum membrane; membrane; lumenal side of endoplasmic reticulum membrane
Molecular function (GO): aspartic endopeptidase activity, intramembrane cleaving
Source: RefSeq, a predicted model, not a curated record
UGUUAGAAUUAGAUAACGUUUGGGUAAAACGUGCACGACAGUGUAGUCGUGUCCAUCAGCUAAAUACCCAAGAUGGCAAGUUCAAUAAAUGAAAUUGUUACACAAGCAAGUGAAAAUGUUACUGAACGAAAUAAUGGAACUUCCACUUCGACUCCCGAAGGAAUAGCUAUAGCUUAUGGAAGCCUUGUAAUAAUGGCGAUAUUACCAAUUUUUUUUGGUAGCUUCCGAGCUGUUAAGCACCAUAAGGAGCAGCAGCAACAUUAUAAAGCCAAAGGCGAACAGCCUGAUACAAUGUCUCUGAAAGAAGCAGCAAUGUUUCCUUUAAUUUCCAGCUUUACAUUAUUUAGCUUAUAUAUAUUAUAUAAGAUAUUUACUAAGGAAUAUGUGAACCUAAUUUUAGUUGGUUAUUUCUUCUUUCUUGGAAUUUUAGCUUUAUGCCAUCUUACAAGUCCUUUGAUUUCUUCAUUGGUUCCUGCUGUGAUUCCAAAAACUCCAUAUCAUAUUCAAUUUACAAAAGGAGAAGGUGAUCAUACUAAGCAUAUUAUCAAUUAUAAAUUUAAUCUUCAUGAUAUAGUUUGUUUAAUAUGUUGUUCUAUUGUUGGUGCUUGGUAUCUUUUAAAAAAGCAUUGGAUUGCCAAUAAUUUAUUUGGAAUUGCAUUUGCAAUUAAUGGUGUUGAAUUAUUACAUCUCAAUAAUGUUGUCACUGGAUGCAUUUUACUUAGCGGUCUUCUUUUUUAUGAUGCUUUUUGGGUAUUUGGUACAGAUGUAAUGAUAACAGUAGCAAAAUCAUUUGAGGUGCCAAUGAAGCUCGUUUUUCCACAAGAUCUUUUAGAGAAAGGUCUUAGUGCUAAUAACUUUGCAAUGUUAGGCUUAGGAGAUAUUGUUUUACCUGGAAUUUUUAUUGCUCUUUUAUUGAGGUUUGAUAAUAGUUUGAGCAGAAAAACAAAUGUAUAUUUUUAUGCAACAUUUUUUGCUUACUUUAUGGGAUUACUUAUAACAAUAUCGAUAAUGCAUUUGUUUAAACAUGCACAACCUGCUCUGUUAUAUCUGGCACCUGCUUGUUUAGGAACGCCAUUAUUACUAGCAUUAGUCAAAGGAGAUCUCAAAGCUUUAUUUUCAUAUGAAGAUCAUCCUGCUCAAACAACAAAUACAGUACAACAGUCAGAACAAACAACGCAAACUCAAGUAGAAGUAAAAAAAGAUAAAUAAAUUUUCAGAUUACCAUAAGUGAUAUGGCAUUCCUGUUAUGUUACUAUUGGUUAUUUCAUAAAUUCAUUAUGAAUAGAAAAAAAACAUCUGUUUUCUAUAAUAUAUAUAAAAUCUACCUUGCAUAUUAAGUUAAUUUAUUUUUAAAUAAAUACAAUAUGCAAGUUAGAUGCUGUGAUGGCACAAAAGUCAUUUCAUUUAUCAUUCGGUGCAUAGCAGUUUGCACUUUCUGUGCAACUAUUCCUAUGUGUAAUAAUAUUUAUGAAGUACAAUUUUUUGUGAAAAUUCCUCGGACUUGUAUUUCUUGUAUUAAUUUUGAAAAAAUUUCUUAGUGAUAAUCUUUACAUUGUAAAAUCAAUUUUAUAGCACAUAGUAAACAAAAAUUGAUAUAAGUUCACCACAUCAUAUAAUGCAA